ACAAAAUUCAAACUACAGGGUUUCAUGUGUUAAUAUUACCCAAACCAAAAUAAAACAGAUAUCUAUCGCGAAAAACGUCGUACAGUCGUAAACGAAAGAACCCAUAUUUGCAGAGGGAAAGAAGGCCGACAAGGAAAGCAAAAUAAAAUGGAGGAUUUGAAGAAGAGAAAGAUGGAAGAGAUGGGAAACAAUAGAGAGUUCUCCACUCAAGAAGAGCUACGAUCCUUGCUCGACCCUCUUGCUAAAUCCCAACUCGUCGAUCUUCUCUCUAGACUAGGGUCCCAAUAUCCUUCAGUUGCUGAAGAAAUUAAAAGUAUUGCCAGUUCAGAUCCUGUACACCGAAAGCUUUUUGUUCGUGGCUUAGCCUGGAAUACCACUUCAGAAACCUUGUGUGCUGCCUUUCGAAUGCAUGGAGAAAUAGAAGAAGGGGCUGUCAUCUAUGACAAAGCCACAGGAAAAUCUCGUGGCUACGGUUUCAUUACUUACAAACACAUGGAGUCAGCAGAUAGUGCACUUAGAGCACCCAGCAAACUUAUUGAUGGUCGUAUGGCUGUUUGUAAUCUAGCUUGUGAGGGGUUAAGUGGGGCGAGUACCACACCUGAUCUAGCUCAAAGGAAGCUUUACAUUGGGGGCCUAGCACCAAAUAUCACAAGUGAGAUGCUUCUGAAUUAUUUUGGAAGGCAUGGUGAGAUUGAGGAAGGCUCAGUUGCAUAUGACAAAGAUACAAAUGAAUCACGUGGGUUUGGUUUUGUUACAUACAAGACAGUGGAGGCUGCAAAGAAGGCCAUAGAUGAUCCACAAAAGAUCCUUGGGGGGAGAACUAUCAUUGUGAAGCUUGCUGAUACCCACAAGGGCAAACCUGUACAAACACAGUUACCUGCAACAGCUGUGGUUCCUCUUGCCCUGCCUAUGGCACCCGGCUAUCCACAGUCUGGGAAAGCAUAUCCCACUGCUGCCCCUGCUGGCUACACUUAUCCUCAAACUGUAGCAUCAUAUCCAGCACCUGCAUACUCUAGUCCUGCUGCAGCACCUGCACCAUACCCAACCCAACCACCAAUUCCAUAUGCACCAAUUGCUGCAAAAAAGGAUCCACAAGGAAUCCCACCAACAACACCCAUGGGAAUGGGUGGGUACCCAUAUUAUAUUGGCAAACAAUAAUAAAGUCCCAGGCAAUUCAUGGUGAUAUUCUAAGCUCCAUUUAUGUUGCUUUCUUAAUGUGACUAUUUGUUUUAUACAUACAAUAAUAAUAAUAAUUCUCCAACAUGUUUGGCUUUUGCGGUUCAAUGACAUGAUCGAUUGUAUCUUAAACCAACUUGGUGGGACUAGAUGUUGCACAUCAGAACAAGAUAGGAAGUUCUUACAUAGGAGAGCUUAAUGAUAGUAUGGUUGAUUGAGAGCCUACAGCACAUAUGCAUUGUAGAUGCAAUAAAUAUUAACACAUUUUUU
Durio zibethinus is the source of this 1446-nucleotide messenger RNA. Its product is annotated as UBP1-associated protein 2C-like. The record is from RefSeq and is a predicted model, not a curated record. Gene Ontology annotation, molecular function: RNA binding. NCBI's taxonomy places the organism in Eukaryota, Viridiplantae, Streptophyta, Magnoliopsida, Malvales, Malvaceae.